UUUAUUGCAAUUUUCUGUAUAUUGCGUAUUUCCAAUAUGGAAGGUGCUGGGUUAAGGGGAUUUGAUAUAUAAAAAUUGUGUUUUGAUUGUCACUCUCUUUUUCUUUUUUCACUUCAGGUUCAGUGUGUUUGAUCUUUUCACUCCUGCUUCAAGGAAAAGGCUUCCUCUUACCCUAGUCAUAUGUAGAAUGGCACUGCAAGAUAUAUUAGUGAAUGCAGUUGGUUCCAACAUACUUAGAAACAAAUCUAAAGUUGUGGAUUUUAUUCAGGAGCCUAGCAAGAUUAGAGUGAUCCUUGAAAAUGGAGAGCACCAUGAUGGUGAUAUUUUAAUAGGAGCAGAUGGAAUAUGGUCAGAAGUGCGUUCGAAACUCUUUGGGCGGCAAGAAGCAAAUUACUCGGGUUUGACAUGCUAUAGGUGGUGGGAAUUGGAGUAGGUGGUUACCAGGUAGAGGUGGCUUUAGAGGUAGAAGUUUUCGGGGUAGAGGAGAACACGCUGGUUUUGGUUCGACAAUAUAAAUCGCUUAGACUGCAUCUAUUUUUAAUAUGAUUGGUAUGCAUAUCAACAAAAAACAACAAUGUUCAGUCAAUAGGUUUCAGGCAAAGCAGUGUUCAGUUAAUUAAUGUAGUGUUGCAGUGUUUAAUCAAUAAAAAACAUGUAA
Glycine soja is the source of this 658-nucleotide messenger RNA. RefSeq names its product zeaxanthin epoxidase, chloroplastic-like. The coding region runs from base 188 to 433 and encodes 81 amino acids. Lineage: Eukaryota; Viridiplantae; Streptophyta; Magnoliopsida; Fabales; Fabaceae. The transcript has 3 exons. The record is from RefSeq and is a predicted model, not a curated record.